Osmerus eperlanus (European smelt) is the source of this 1399-nucleotide messenger RNA. RefSeq names its product olfactory receptor class A-like protein 4. Gene Ontology annotation, molecular function: G protein-coupled receptor activity. The record is from RefSeq and is a predicted model, not a curated record. The transcript has 2 exons. The coding region runs from base 317 to 1399 and encodes 360 amino acids. NCBI's taxonomy places the organism in Eukaryota, Metazoa, Chordata, Actinopteri, Osmeriformes, Osmeridae. Gene Ontology annotation, cellular component: membrane. Gene Ontology annotation, biological process: G protein-coupled receptor signaling pathway.
UGUUGGUCACGGUUGUGGAAACAUCUUCAUACCAAUCAGAUCCACAUGAUUAUUAUUGGAUCAAAUUUGCCCUAAACGUGUUCAGCAAAAUUUAGGUGCUAAGUUAAAUGAACCAUUAUAUUUGUGCAAAUCAGAGUCUAUAAAACAGAGCACCAAAUACAGGACAGUGGCAUCGGCACAAUGGACAUGGAGGUGUUGUGGUAAAACAGUAGGAGCUAUUACAAACAUAAACCUAUACACAAACAAACACACAGAUACACAGACACACCCGUAUACAUGAGAUGAACAACAGAAACACUUUGCUGAAGAGGACGUGAUGUCAGAAGUUCUCACUCUAGAUGCCAUCCUGUUUGGGGUGCUUGUCUUCAUAGGCAUCCUGGGAAACAUACUGGUCAUUCAUGUGGUAUUCAAGUCAGCUGCUGAAAGUCGGUCUCAUUGGCUUCCUCCAUCAGACACCAUCUUGGUGCACCUGUCCCUUGCCAACCUCUUGACUUCCCUUUUCCGUACCGUGCCCAUCUUUGUGUCUGACCUGGGCCUGGAAGUUACCCUUGCCCCUGGCUGGUGCCGCUUCUUCAUGCUGCUGUGGGUAUGGUGGCGGGCUGUCGGUUGCUGGGUCACCCUGGCCCUCAGUACCUUCCACUACUCCACACUGAAACGCAGUCACAUGUCCAUGGGCGCACUGGCGCAGAAACGGGAGAGGAAUCGGGUGUGGAUAGCCCUGGGGCUGGUGUGGGGUGCAAACCUGGCCUUCUCCCUGCCAGCACUGGUCUAUACCACCCACGUCCAUGGCAAUGCCACGGUGGAGCUGAUGGUGAUCAGCUGCACCACCCAGCCCUUGCUUGGCUGCGUCUGGGAGUUCCCUACCAUAGAGCAGGGCACUGCCUUUGCUUCCGCUUCUCUAGCCUUUAACGAGGUAUUGCCUUUGCUCCUGAUGAUAGCCACCAAUCUGGCUACUUUACAUGCCCUGUACAAGCACAUCCGGGCAGUCACCUCCGGGGGCGAGGCGGAGGGCGCUAAGCCGGGCGACCUAGACAAACAUGUGGCCAGUGAACGUAAGGCAGGUCAUGUGAUCAUGUCACUCGUAUCACUGUUUGUGGUGUGCUGGGCUCUGCAGGUUGCUGCGGUGACCUAUUACAACCACGACAGGGGUCGCAAUGCGGAACAGCUGUUGACUGUGGCCCAUUUCUCUGCCUCACUGUUUGUGGGCUUUAGUCCCAUGGUGGUGGCCCUGGGACAUGGUAAGCUGAGAAAGAGAAUCAUAGGAAUGUUCAAGGAGUGGGGUGAUGUGGUCAAAUGUCGACAACGGGACACAGCUGAGAAAGAGAUCAAAGCUUCAGAGACUACUGGGAAAAAGGUGAAACCAACUGUUCUUGUUGUUCAAAAUAAGUUAUCAUUGUAG